This is a messenger RNA of Tetrahymena thermophila SB210, 2511 nucleotides long. RefSeq names its product DnaK protein. Gene Ontology annotation, biological process: protein folding. Lineage: Eukaryota; Ciliophora; Oligohymenophorea; Hymenostomatida; Tetrahymenidae. The transcript is spliced from 2 exons. Gene Ontology annotation, cellular component: nucleus; cytosol. Gene Ontology annotation, molecular function: ATP-dependent protein folding chaperone; ATP binding. The record is from RefSeq and is a predicted model, not a curated record.
AUGAUCAAAGGUAUAGUUGGAAUUGAGUGUGGUAGUAGAAUCAGUGUUAUUUCAAAAAUCGGUAGACAUGGAUUAGAAAACAUAGCAAGCGAAGCAUCAAAUAGAGAAAUACCAUGUAUUAUAGUUUAUGGAGAUAAGUAGAGAUUGUUUGCAGAGUUGGGAUAAGACAGGUUAAAAACAUUCUGGUAAUAAUCUAUAGUCUAUCCUUUCAGACUUUGCGCAAAUAAUGAAAUUAAUAAAGGGUUCACAUUUUUUAAUUAUAAUUAAGAGACAAAAAAAGCUAUUAUUGAUGGACAAGAAUUAGAAUUAGUCCAGUUAAUUGCAUCUUAUUUUACCUAUUUAGAUAAUUUGAUUUACAAGAAUCUUAAUGAAUAAGAUAAUUAUGCUUGUGCAAUAUCUACUCCAAACUAUUUUACUCUCGAAGAAAAGUUAAGGCUAUAAACAAGUGCUUAAAUAGCUAGACUGCCAUGCUUAAAGAUUGUAGAAGAACACUGUGCUAUUGGGUAUACUUACUUGUGGUUUUAGAAAUAAACCCUUCAUGAGAAAAGAAAAAGAGUUUUAUUUGUAGAUUUAGGAUAGUCUCAGACAAGCUGCUUUAUUUACGAUUUUGAUAAGCUAACAGCAAGAGCUGAGUAUAUAAAUAGUAAUAGAGAUUUGGGUGUCCGUAAUAUUGACAUGCUGGUUUACUAGUAUUUGAAGGAAAAAUACCCUGAUGUCUUCAAAAAAAUUAAUAAAAAAUAAGAGUUAAGAGUACUCGAACAAAUAGAAAAGCUUCGUAAAGUACUUAGCAGCAAUUCUGAAGCAAAUUUCAUGAUUGAGUGCUUGACCGCUGAUCAUGACUUGUAGCAUAACUUCACUAGAGAUGAAUUUGAAAAGAUUCUCUAUAACGGAGGAUUCGUUUCUAGUUUUGAAGAAAUCUUAAACAGAUCAAUUAGCUUUUGUUUGCAGUACGAAUUAAUUGUUGACGACAUUGAGAUUAUUGGAGGAGGUACACGUAUACCAUUAGUUUAGAGUUUGAUCAAGAAGAUUUUUAACAAAGAAAAGCUUGGUAUAUCAAUGCAAACUAGCGAAAAUAUUAGCAGAGGCUGUGCUAUUGCAUGCGCCUUGGCAGCAAGUUAAAUCAACCCUUUAAUUAAAAUUGAACAUUACAAACUCUAUAACAUACUUUAGCAUGACACUUAGGUAGAAUUAUUUGUUUAAGGAUAAAAAUAUGCAGAGCAAAAGUUCAGCUAAACUUAAUUCUUGCCAACCUAUUAGCAAAUAAGCGCUAUUUUACCCUCCUAUAUUGAAAACAUGGAUGUUCAAUUAAGAUUUAACAAUGUUGUUUAUAAAAACACUGAAAUAGUUUCUGGUAAUAAUAUAACUAUUUCUUAUACAAUUGGAGAUAAUGGCAUAUUAGAAGUUAAGUAAGCAUCAGUUGGUUUAAUUUCUUAAAAUGAAAAUUAAAACCAAGAUAACAAAAUGGUCAAUGAGGGAGAUUAGUAGAAAGAUUAGCAAAAUUAAUAAGAAUAACCCCCAUAAUAAAAUUAAAUGGAAGUAGAAUAAGAAUAAAAAUACUUUGAUAUGGAUUUACUUAACUAGGAACAUAGUGAAGAAGUAAUUAAAGCAAUGAUACAAGUAGAAAACUAAUAUAGAGAACGUGAUUAAAAUGUAUUAUUGACUUAGGAAAAGCGUAAUUACUUAGAGUAAUACAUAAAUGAUGCUAUUCGCUUCACUGAUGAGUAAUUAAAAUUACAUUUUUCAGCUGAUAGACUUGCAGUAGUAAACUAAAUUCUAAGAGAAAACAAAGAGUUUGUUGACAACAAUGAAGUAAUUGAGCUCUAAGAAACUGAGUCUAGAAUUUAAUUAAUUAAAAACACAUACGAGCCUUUAAAAAAUGAAUAUAACAAUAAGCAGCAAUAGAAAUUACCUAUUAAAUCUUUAGAUGAAUUGAAAAAUAUAUCAACUCUGUACACAGGAAAAACUAUCUAAGAUAUUUAGCUGCUCUUAAGCAAUUAGAAUAUUGGUGAUGGAGGUGGAAUUAUGGGUUACUUCAAGUCAUCCGGAUCUCAAAAAAUUAAAGAAUAUCUCAGCACUUUCGGUAUAACUCAUUCAGUCCUUCUUGAAUUAGGAAAUAACUCCUUCACUGAUAUUGGAAUCAAAAAUAUAUUAAAGGCAUUAUCUCAGAAAUCUCUUGGCUUAAAAGAAUUCUCCAUAAACUUAGAAAGCAACCUUAAAUCUAAAAACAAAAAUACAAUAACAGCCAAAUCUAUUUAGAAAGUAAUAAAACUGAUUGGCAAGCUAUAGGAUAUAGAGAUUUUAGAAAUAUGUGUAAAUUAAAUUGAGGAAUAUGAUCUCUAGUACUUGCAACAAAUCCUACUUUAAAAAUAAAAACUUAAACAAGUGAAAUUAGAAAUAAGAAAUUUCGAACAAAACAAAAUAAAUAGAGAUCAUUUCAUAAAUUAGGUUAAAAAAGUUUGUGGUAGCGUUAUUGUAGAUUGCUACAAUGAAACCGGAAUGAAAGUCCAUUGA